Molecule: messenger RNA, 2754 nt
Organism: Panthera uncia (snow leopard)
Lineage: Eukaryota; Metazoa; Chordata; Mammalia; Carnivora; Felidae
Gene: BEGAIN
Product: brain enriched guanylate kinase associated
Exons: 8
Coding region: 482-2356 (624 amino acids)
Cellular component (GO): synapse
Source: RefSeq, a predicted model, not a curated record
GGGGGGGGAGCACCUCGAUCAUCUUUGCCAUUCUGCCGAGGGGGGGACUCCCAGGACAGGGGGCGGGGGUCACUUCUCAACCAUUAGCCCCCAGAGGGCAGGGCUCACCUCAUUGGCUGCCCCCUCCCACCACUAGAACUUGGCCCGGAGCUAAUGAAUGUGGGGAAAAGCGUCGGUGGAUGAAGGAACGCUUGGACUUUUUGGGUUGGGUGUGAACCUGGUUGGGGCUGACCCUGAGAGAGCCCGGCUCCUCCCACCCCUGCACGGGCCCUGUGGAGGCCAGGCCUGCUGGGUGCUGGGGGUGCCCUGGCGAAGGGACGGGACGCCUGCCUGGGAACUCACUGCCAGAGGGAGGAGGCAGGAAAAGGCUGGUGUAGGAGCUAGGCAUGCAGUGUCCGUGUUUAUUGAGCGCCUGCUGUAUGCCGGGAUCUAGUGUGCUGAGCGCGGUGAUGGGGACCUGGGAAAGGCCUCUGCCGCAGACAUGGAGAAACUCAGGCUGCGCAGCCCCUGGGUGCCCUCGUGCCUCGGGCAGCCCCGCAUCCUGCAGGGCCGACUGGCCAGGUCCUCGCCCUCGCUCUGGGACAGCGCGCUGCAGGAGCAGAAGGGCGAGCUGCGCAAGCGGCUGUCCUACACCACGCACAAGCUCGAGAAGCUCGAGACCGAGUUCGACUCCACGCGCCACUACCUGGAGAUCGAGCUGCGGCGCGCGCAGGAGGAGCUCGAGAAGGUCACGGAGAAGCUGCGCAGGAUUCAGAGCAAUUACAUGGCGCUGCAGCGGAUCAACCAGGAGCUAGAGGACAAGCUGUACCGCAUGGGCCAGCACUAUGAGGAAGAGAAGCGAGCGCUGAGCCACGAGAUUGUUGCCCUCAACAGCCACCUGCUGGAGGCCAAGGUGACCAUCGACAAGCUGUCGGAGGACAAUGAGCUCUAUAGGAAGGACUGCAAUCUAGCGGCCCAGCUGCUGCAGUGCAGCCAGACGUACGGCAGGGUCCAUAAGGUGUCCGAGCUGCCCUCCGACUUCCAGGAACGUGUGAGCCUGCACCUGGAGAAGCACGGCUGCGGCCUGCCCUCCCCACUCUGCCACCCCGCCUACGCCGACAGCGUCCCCACCUGCGUCAUCGCCAAGGUGCUGGAGAAGCCCGACCCCGCCAGCCUGUCCUCCCGCCUGUCUGACGCCUCGGCCCGUGACCUGGCCUUCCGGGAUGGCGGGGAGAAGCCGGGCCCGCGGCCCCCCUACAAGGGGGACAUCUACUGCAGCGACACGGCCCUCUACUGCCCCGAGGAGCGGCGGCGCACCCGGCGGCCCAGCGUGGACGCGCCCGUGACCGACGUGGGCUUCCUGCGGGCCCAGAACUCCACCGACAGCGCGGCCGAGGAGGAGGAGGAGGCCGAGGCGGCCGCCUUCCCCGCGAGCUUCCGGCACGAGGCCUUCCCGGGCUACGCGGGCUCGCUGCCCACGUCCAGCUCCUACUCCAGCUUCAGCGCCACGUCGGAGGAGAAGGAGCACGCCCAGGCCAGCACGCUCACCGCCUCGCAGCAGGCCAUCUACCUGAACAGCCGCGACGAGCUCUUCGACCGCAAGCCGCCGGCCGCCGCCUACGAGGGCAGCCCGCGCUUCGCCAAGGCCACGGCCAGCGUGGCAGCGCCACUGGAGGCCGAGGUGGCCCCGGGGUUUGCGCGGACCAUGUCGCCAUACCCCGCCGAGUCCUUCCGCUUCCCGGCCUCCCCGGGCCCCCAGCAGGCCCUGAUGCCCCCAAACCUGUGGAGCCUGCGGGCCAAGCCGGGGACGGCCCGGCUCCCCGGGGAGGACACGCGGGGCCAGUGGCGGCCCCUGAGCGUGGAGGACAUCGGUGCCUACUCCUACCCGGCCACCGCCGCCGGCCGCGCCUCGCCCUGCAGCUUCUCUGAACGCUACUACGGCAGUGGGGGCAGCCCGGGCAAGAAGGCCGAGGGCCGCGCCAGCCCCCUCUAUGCCACCUACAAGGCCGACAGCUUCUCGGAGGGUGACGACCUCUCCCAGGGCCACCUGGCAGAGCCCCGCUUCCUCCGGGCCGGCGGCGACCUGAGCCUGAGCCCGGGCCGCGCGGCCGACCCGCUGCCCGGCUAUGCGCCCAGCCAGGGGGAUGCGGAGAGGCUCGGGGUGCAGCUGUGCGGGGCGGGCGGCAGUCCCGAGCCCGAGCACAGCCCCCACAGUUCCAGGGACUCCUUGGAGCCCAGCUCCAUGGAGGCCUCCCCGGAGAUGCACCCCGCCGCCCGCCUCAGCCCCCAGCCGGCCUUCCCGCGGACUGGUGGCUCGGGGCUCAGCCGCAAGGACAGCCUCACGAAAGCCCAGCUCUACGGAACCUUGCUCAACUGAGCGCCUGCCUGCAGGCCGCGGCCAGGGGGCCCCCGCCCGUCCCCGGGCCCCGAGGGCACAGCUCGCCUCCCCCCUAGACACCCGUCCUCCCCAGCCCCUGCCAACCGGGACCCUCUCUUCCACCCGACCCAGUUGAGCCUGAGUGGAGGACCCCUCCCCCACCAUCCUGUCCACCCCAGCCCCACCACGGUGGAACGUUUUUCACACACCAACAUCCUUCCCCACCUGAGAUGAGCAUCCCCCCCUUUUAUAAAGUGAAACUAUUUUUAUAGAGAAAAAGGGUCUUUCUUAACGCACUUGGCCUCCAGCUCCCUGGACGGCAGCCUUGGCGUUUUCAACACAAAGCUCCUUUAUUUUUCGGGGGAGGACAGCGGGGCCUGCCCCUGGGAGGGGAAGGA